Molecule: messenger RNA, 10153 nt
Organism: Linum trigynum
Lineage: Eukaryota; Viridiplantae; Streptophyta; Magnoliopsida; Malpighiales; Linaceae
Source: the annotation of a GenBank genome assembly
AUUAAACACCGAUUCGGGCGGAAUACUUUAGGGGCCAUUUUUUGCAGAUUCCAAAGGGGUACCAUCACCAAUUUAGGACGAUUUCUGGAAUGGCAUUUUACAUAAGAUUUUGAAGGCUGCAGAUCACGGAUUCAGCCUGAGGCUAUUCCCCAGGGAUGAAUAAGUCUAUUAAGCACCGAUUCGGGCGGAAUACUUCAAGGGCCAUUUUUGGCAGAUUCAAAAGGGGUACCAUCAUCGAUUUCGAUCGUUUUCUGGAAAGGCCAUUUUCCAUAGAUUUUGAAGGCUGCAGAUCACGGAUUCAGCUUGAGGCUAUUGCCCAGGGAUGAAUAAGUCUAUUAAACAUUGAUUCGGGCAGAAUACUUCAGGGGCCAUUUUCGGCAGGUUUCAAAGGGGUACCAUCACCGAUUUCGGGCGAUUUCUCGAAUUGCCAUUUUUCUUGGAUUUUGAAGGCUGCAGAUCACGUAUUCAGCCUGAGGCUAUUCCCCAGGGAUGAAUAAGUCUAUUAAACACCGAUUCAGGCGGAAUACUUCAGGAGCCAUUUUUGGCAGAUUCCAAAGGGGUACCAUCACCGAUUUUGGGCGAUUUCUGGAAUGGCCAUUUUCCAUAGAUUUUGAAGGCUGCAGAUCACGGAUUCAGCCUGAGGCUAUUCCCCAGGGUGAAUAAGUCUAUUAAACACCGAUUCGGGUGGAAUACUUCAGGGGCCAUUUUUGGCAGAUUCCAAAGGGGUACCAUCACCGAUUUCGGGCUAUUUCUGGAAUGGCCAUUUUUCUUGGAUUUUGAAGGCUGCAGAUCACAGAUUCAGCUUGUGGCUAUUACCUAGGGAUGAAUAAGUCUAUUAAACACCGAUUCGGGCGGAAUACUUUAGGGGCCAUUUUUGGCAGAUUCCAAAGGGGUACCAUCACCGAUUUCGGGCGAUUUCUGGAUUGGCCAUUUUUAUUGGAUUUUGAAGACGGCGGAUCACAGAUUCGGCCCUAGGGUACUCUCAAGUAAUGAUGAAGUCUACUAAUGGCCGAUUUGGGCAGAAAUUUGAUCUAAUUUUUCCGGAUGGCAUUUUCGUAAUUUUUAGGCGUUUAUUUCGAAAGGCCAUAUUCCAUAGAUUUUGAAGGCUGCAGAUCACGGAUUCAGCCUGAGGCUAUUCCCCAGGGAUGAAUAAGUCUAUUAAACACCGAUUCGUGCGGAAUACUUCCGGGGCCAUUUUUUGCAGAUUCCAAAGGGGUACAAUCACCGAUUUCGGGCAAUUUAUGGAAUGACCAUUUUUCUUGGAUUUUGAAGGGUGCAGAUCACGGAUUGAGUCUGAGACUAUUCCCCAGGGAUGAAUAAGUCUAUUAAACACCGAUUCGGGCGGAAUACUUCAGGGGCCAUUUUUGGCAGAUUCCAAAGGGGUACCAUCACCGAUUUCGGGCGAUUUCUGGAAUGGCCAUUUUUAUUGGAUUUUGAAAGCGACGGAUCACAGAUUUGGCCCUAGGGUACUCUCCAGCAAUGAUGAAGUCUACUAAUGGCCGAUUUGGGUGAAAAUUUAGCCGAAUUUUUCCGGAUGGUAUUUUCGUAAUUUUUAGCCGUUUAUUUCGAAAGGCCAUUUUCCAUAGAUUUUGAAGGCUGCAGAUCACGGAUUCAGCCUGAGGCUAUUUCCCAGGGAUAAAUAAGUCUAUUAAACAUUGAUUCGGGCAGAAUACUUCAGGGGCCAUUUUCGGCAGGUUUCAAAGGGGUACCAUCACCGAUUUCAGGCGAUUUCUGGAAUGGCCAUUUUUCUUGGAUUUUGAAGGCUGCAGAUCACGGAUUCAGCCUGAGGCUAUUCCCCAGGGAUGAAUAAGUCUAUUAAACACUGAUUCGGGCGGAAUACUUCAGGGGCCAUUUUUGGCAAAUUCCAAAGGGGUACCAUCACCGAUUUCGGGCUAUUUCUGGAAUGGCCAUUUUUCUUUGAUUUUGAAGGCUGCAGAUCACAGAUUCAGCUUGAGGCUAUUCCCCAAGGAUGAAUAAGUCUAUUAAACACCGAUUCGGGCGAAAUACUUCAGGGGCCAUUUUUGGCAGAUUCCAAAGGGGUACCAUCACCGAUUUCGGGCGAUUUCUGGAUUGGCCAUUUUUAUUGGAUUUUGAAGGCGACGGAUCACAGAUUCGGCCCUAUGGUACUCUCCAGCAAUGAUGAAGUCUACUAAUGGCCGAUUUGGGCGGAAAUUUGAUCUAAUUUUUCCGGAUGGCAUUUCCGUAAUUUUUAGGCGUUUAUUUCGAAAGGCCAUAUUCCAUAGAUUUUGAAAGCUUCAGAUCACGGAUUCAGCCUGAGGCUAUUCCCCAUGGAUGAAUAAGUCUAUUAAACACCGAUUCGGGCGGAAUACUUCCGGGGCCAUUUUUGGCAGAUUCCAAAGGGGUACCAUCACAGAUUUCGGGCAAUUUCUGGAAUAACCAUUUUUGUUGGAUUUUGAAGGGUGCAGAUCACGAAUUCAGCCUGAGGCUAUUCCCCAGGGAUGAAUAAGUCUAUUAAACACCGAUUCGGGCUGAAUACUUCAGGGGCCAUUUUUGGCAGAUUCGAAAGGGGUACCUUCACCGAUUUCGGGCGAUUUCUGGAAUGGCCAUUUUUAUUGGAUUUUGAAAGCGACGGAUCACAGAUUUGGCCCUAGGGUACUCUCCAGCAAUGAUGAAGUCUACUAAUGGCCGAUUUGGGCGAAAAUUUGGUCGAAUUUUUCCGGAUGGUAUUUUCGUAAUUUUUAGUCGUUUAUUUUGAAAGGCCAUUUUCCAUAGAUUUUGAAGGCUGCAGAUCACGGAUUCAGCGUGAGGCUAUUCCCCAGGGAUUAAUAAGUCUAUUAAACACCGAUUCGGGCAGAAUACUUCAGGGGUCAUUUUUGGCACAUUCUAAAUGGGUACCAUCACCUAUUUCGGGCGAUUUCAGGAAUGGCCAUUUUUCUUGGAUUUUGAAGGCUGCAGAUCACGGAUUACGCCUGAGUCUAUUCCGCAGGGAUGAAUAAGUCUAUUAAACAUCGAUUCGGGCGGAAUACUUCAGAGGCCAUUUUUGGCAGAUUCGAAAGGGGUACCAUCACCGAUUUCGGGCGAUUUCUUGAAUGGCCAUUUUUCUUGGAUUUUGAAGGCGACGGAUCACAGAUUCGGCCAUAGGGUACUCUCCAGCAAUGAUGAAGUCUACUAAUGGCAGAUUUGGGCCGAAAUUUGGUCGAAUUUUUCCGGAUGGCAUUUUCGUAAUUUUUAGGCGUUUAUUUCGAAAGGCCAUUUUCCAUAGAUUACGAAGGUUGCAGAUCACGGAUUCAGCCUGAGGCUGUUCCCCAGGGAUGAAUAAGUCUAUUAAACACCGAUUCGGGCAGAAUAUUCCCGGGGUCAUUUUUGGCAGAUUCCAAUGGGGUACCAUCACCGAUUUCGGGCGAUUUCUGGAAUGGCCAUUUUUCUUGGAUUUUGAAGUCGAUGGAUCACAGAUUCGGCCCUAGGGUACUCUCCAGCAAUGAUGAAGUCUACUAAUGGCCGAUUUGGGCGGAAAUUUGUUCGAAAUUUUCGGAUGGCAUUUUCGUAAUUUUUAGCCGUUUAUUUCGAAAGGUCAUUUUCAUAGAUUUUGAAGGCUGCAGAUCACGGAUUCAGCCUGAGGCUAUUCCCCAGGGAUGAAUAAGCCUAUUAAACACCGAUUCGGGCGGAAUAUUUCCGGGGCCAUUUUUCGCAGAUUUCAAAGGGUUACCAUCCCCGAUUUCGGGCGAUUUCUAGAAUGGCAAUUUUUCUUGGAUUUUGAAUGCGACAGAUCACAGUUUCGGCCCUAGGGUACUCUCCAUCAAUGAUGAAGUCUACUAAUGGCAGAUUUGUGCCAAAAUUUAGUCGAAUUUUUCCGGAUGACAUUUUCGUAAUUUUUAGGCGUUUAUUUCGAAAGGCCAUUUUCCAUAGAUUUUGAAGGCUGCAGAUCACGGAUUCAGCCUGAGGCUAUUCCCCAGUGAUGAAUAAGCCUAUUAAACACCGAUUCGGGCGGAAUAUUUCCGGGGCCAUUUUUCGUAGAUUCCAAAGGGGUACCUUCACCGAUUUCGGGCGAUUUCUGGAAUGGCCAAUUUUGUUGGAUUUUGAAGGCGACGGAUCACAGAUUUGACCCUAGGGUACUCUCCAGCAAUGAUGAAGUCUACAAAUGGCCGAUUCGGGCGGAAAUUUGAUCGAAUUUUUUCGGAUGGCAUUUUCAUAAUUUUUAGGCGUUUAUUUCGAAAUGCCAUUUUCCAUAGAUUUUGAAGGCUGCAGAUCACGGAUUCAGCCUGAAGCUAUUCCCUAGGGAUGAAUAAUCCUAUUAAACACCGAUUCGGGCGAAAUAUUUACGGGCCAUUUUUUGCAGAUUCCAAAGGGGUACCAUCACCGAUUUCGGGUGAUUUUUGGAAUGACCAUUUUUUGAAACACCAUUUUCCUUAGAUUUGGUUGUGAUAGCAAUUUGUAAAGAAAUCUCAGAUUAUUGGUUUUUGUGUCUGAUUGAGUUGUUGUUGAUGCUUCUUAGCAAAAGUGUGCCUAAUAUGAAUAUCAGGACUUGAUGCACGGCGGUUGUGUACGUUUUCUUGCCUUUUUCCUUUUCUUCACUCGGAGAGUUGGAUACGAAAUGCAUGGCUUUAUCUCAUGCGGUUCCAAAAAAUCUCCAUGUCUCAAAAUGCAGGUGCUUGAGUACAUUUUUACUAGACUUAGCUUUGCUAUAGCUAAGAGAGUGGGUUCCAUAUUGAAUCCGUUUUCUGGUUUGGUACUUCUCGGCGUUGGAAGAAUUAUGACAUGUUACUAUGUCAGUGAACCAACGGCCUUGUAGGCUAGAUUUUGGUCCUCUUUUCUCUACGCUGUGACCAGAAUGUAUUCUCGUAUCAUGGCAUUAGGACAUAACCGAAUUCAUUCAAUCUAAACGUACACAGACCAUCUCGAUGAUGUACUCAACAAUACCAAACAUUUCGAUGAACAACAUAUAGCAAACUAACAAUUUAACAUUCCCUAAAAGAACUCUAGAAGUAAAUGUCAUACUAUAAAAGUCAAGCCGGUAUUUUUUUUUUUUGUCAUUAGAUCACUCUUGAAAAGAGGAACAUACAAAAAUCCGUAGGCUUACAACAAAACUUGCCUACCACUAAACAAAAGAACAAAGUCGAACCUCAAAAUCGUUCGAGGCAACAAAAACAGAGCACGAGUGGCCACCAAAUUCAAGCCGGUAUUUGAAAGUAUAUCAAACUUGAGGGUCUGGUAUGAAAUUCGGAAGCCUGAACUGGGCCUGGGCCUGGGCAGGGCCAUGCCGCAGCCCACACCAGAGCAAAUUGUACACCGUAAAUUCUCAUCGUCCUUGAUCCUUAUCGUCAAAUUCGGCUGUGACCACCUCUUCCAUCCUUCCAAACUUGAAAAACAGCAACAAGAAAAUUUUCUCCCUUUCUCCCUCCAUCCCUCUCUUUCUCGGUGCGCCUUUUUCUCCAUCGGAACCCUAACUCGUCGGGGAUUUUCUCCAACGAUGAAGCGGCAAUCGCAGCGGGAGUCCGACGACGGCGCUUCGGCUCCGUCGAACAACCUCUGGGUGGGGAACCUGGCGCAGGACGUGACGGACUCGGAUCUCAUGUCGCUCUUCGCCAAGUACGGCGCCCUCGACAGCGUCACUUCUUACUCGUCCAGGAGCUACGCCUUCGUCUUCUUCAAGCGCGUCGAGGACGCCAAAGCCGCCAAGGAGGCCCUCCAAGGCGCGGCGAUCCACGGCUCGCCGCUGAAGAUCGAGUUUGCCAGACCGGCCAAGCCUUCCAAGUCGUUAUGGGUCGGGGGUAUCAGCCCCACAUUAUCCAAGCUGCAGUUGGAGGAAGAGUUCCAGAGCUUUGGUAAACUCGAAGAUUUCAAGUUUCUCAGAGAUCGGAACACUGCAUUUGUUGAAUUUUGUAAGCUGGAAGACGCUGUAGUAGCCAUGAAAAGCAUUAACGGGAAGCGAAUUGCUGGUGAACAGAUUCGCGUGGAUUUCCUUCGGUCUCAACCUUCGAGAAGAGAAUACGCCCACGACUAUCGCGAUUCAAGAGAGAAUCAGUACUCCGUCACACACCCCGGACUAAGGCGAUCUCAGCAACCCAUGUCCUCUGGUGGGCGAAGAGAAGGUCAACCUAGUAAAGUUUUGUGGGUAGGUUAUCCUCCUGCUCUGCAGAUCGACGAACAAAUGCUCCACAAUGCCAUGAUUUUAUUUGGUGAGAUUGAGAGAAUCAAGAGUUUCCCUUCAAGGCACUACUCAUUUGUAGAAUUCAGGAGUGUUGAUGAAGCUCGUAGGGCCAAAGAAGGUUUGCAAGGGCGCCUAUUUAACGAUCCUCGAAUAACAAUCAUGUUUUCGAGCAGCGGGUCAGCUCCUGGGAAAGAAUAUGCUAAUUACUACCCCGGAAUAAAAGGAAGGUCAGAUGAGUUUGGAACUGGGCAAUUGGAGAUGCUUGAUUAUCAGCAGCAGUCAAUAGGCGGACCUGGUGGAAACUUUUUGCAGCCUCCUUUUGGCCCUCAAGGUGGUGGUUUGGAUCACUUAAGCUCGAAUCCCCAGUUGGCUCCAACCUGGAGAAGGCCCUCUCCACCGACAGCUGGCAUCCUUCCUUCUCCUGGGUCUAGGAUCAGGCCACCGAUGAAGUCUGGUUCUAGUGGGUGGGAUGUGCUUGAUACGAAUCAGUAUCAGAGGGAGCCGAAAAGAUCGAGGAUCGGAACUCCAGAUGAUGAUUCUUUCCCACUAAGAAAUAACGUUGAUAAUCGUGGAUUAGGAUUAAGCAGAUCACAUGCACUUGGUCCUCUAAGUGAUAAAAUCGCCUUGAAUCGUUUUGGAAAUGCGUCUGGAAACAAUAGUGCAAGGGGUGAAGCAGAUUUUAUUUGGCGUGGUGUCAUUGCCAAGGGCGGGACGCCAGUCUGUCAAGCUCGUUGUGUCCCUAUUGGGGACCUUAUGGAAUCUGAUUUUCCUGAAGUUGUCAAUUGCUCAGCCAGAACAGGACUGGACAUGCUGGCAAAACACUAUGCCGAAGCUAUAGGAUUCAACAUUGUCUAUUUCUUACCAGACAGUGAAGACGAUUUCGCUUCCUACACCGAAUUCCUCCGCUACUUGGGCUCCAAAAACCGUGCUGGCGUUGCCAAGUUUGACGACGGCACCACACUUUUCCUGGUCCCACCAUCAGAUUUCUUGACGGAUGUCUUGAAAGUCCUGGGACCUGAACGUCUCUAUGGUGUAGUUCUGAAGCUGCCGCCACAACAGCAGUUGCCCAGUAGCAAUGUACAACUGCAACAUCACCCAAUGCAGCACCUCUCUCAUGAUUUUGCUAGGGAUCAUCAGCUUCCUCCUGAAGCUGACUACAAUGCUCACCAUCAUCAUCCGAACGAGGAACAACAUGGGUUACCACUAGAUUAUAAUGGGGUGAUGCAUGGUGAAUCAUCAAAGCUUCCUUCAAAACAGUUUUAUCCAGCGGUUGCUGAAUCCCCAUCACAAGCGUCAGUUUCACGCGAUUAUCCUGCUACCAACAAUGCUGCUUCAGUAUCAACAACUGGAGUUUCCUUGACACCAGAGCUGAUAGCCUCUCUUACAUCCCUACUGCCUGCAAAAGCCCAAGUCCCUGGGCCUGAAAGUAGUCAGCCAGCACCGGGUGUUUCGACCGCGGGGCAUUUUUCUUCAGCUGGAACUCCCCCACAGGGAUGGAAGCCUGACUAUUAUGGUGGAAACCCCAAUAAUAACAAUAAUCUUCAACAACUUGGUGCUCAACCCAAUUCUCAGGCACAGUUUCAGUCUCAGUAUCAGCCAUAUCCCCAGGUCAACCAGCAGAUGACAGCUCAAUCCAAUGUGAACUUAUCACAUCAGGUGGCAGCUCAAUCUAGGCCAAUGAACAGUUUUCCUGCGGUGUCUCAGAGUGGACAGAUGGUUUACCCUCCCCAGGUCAACCAGCAGCAAUAUCAUCAGCUUGAUCCCUACGGAACUCAAAAGAAUUAUGGAAUGGCCCAUGGGUCAUCUGAUGCUCCUGUUCCAUACAGCCCAUCUGUUGUUCAGCAGCCUCAUAACCCUGUUCCAAUGCCGCAUAGUCAUGCUCCAGUUGCUAAUUAUUUACCAACACAGUCUGGGAUUCCACAGACAGCUGUGGAUCACCAGGGUCAGGCGGCGCAGUUGCAAGCCCAGCAUUCUGGAGCUGGUGUUCAAACCACGUCGGAGACUGAAGUUGACAAGAACCAGAGGUACCAGUCGACAUUGCAGUUUGCUGCUAACCUUCUCCUUCAAAUACAACAGCAGCAACAAACGAAUGCUUCAGCUGCUCCUGGAUCAGGAAACCAGCAAUGACAGUUCUUUCUUCAUCUUGGUAAAUGUCCUACUUUGUUACCUUGCUUGUUUUCCUGAAGUUACCAGCUUGUUGUCUCUCCUGUGUGCGCUGCUGUUAUUUUCCUCUGGUGAUGGCCAAUCUUGUUCUUUUUGUUAUUUUCCUUGUACUUCUCUUAGAUCGGUCUUGGGUAGGACCUUAAUCAGAUUAAGUUAAUUCUGGCUUUUGUUCUUGUGAGUUUCUUAAGGUAGGCACAUAAGAAUCUGAGAAUACUAUCUUUUGCACAUUAGGAUGAUUAGAGAACUAUAAUACUAUUUAAAGGCAUGGUAGGAUAAGUUUUAGUGAUCAUGGUUCUAGACUUUACCUUCUUGACAUGGCAUCCAACUUCUAUGGAUUGAUGUUUAACUUGUCUGCUUAAACUUGCUGCGCAUGAGCGCUGAUAUGAUUCCUUAUAUCUGUUUUCUUUCGCUUCCAUGAUCUAUUUGUUAUGCAUGCGAGUUUUGGCCGUCACUUCUGGGAUGCAUACUAUCCCACUCAUGAUUUUUGUUUGCGUUUACGUUUCUUUGGUCCAAGUGUCAUCCAUUUUUCUGCCUUUUUGUGGUUUUGGUGGAGCUACAGUUCGUAGAUAGAUCAGUGCUAGUCGUAUAUAUAGAGUUUCGGUGGUUAAGCCUCCUCUUAACUGUACGCACCAGAUGUAGUUGUACUACUCAUUGCUAGAGCUUGCUUUAUGAGGAAUCAAACAUGUAUUUGAUGAACAUAAAAUAGUAAUUAGAUGGCUCAACACUAUGUGAUGGUUUUCUUGCCUCUAUAAACUUGUUCCAGUAUCGGGUUCGCUACUGAAAGCUGCCAUUUUGAAUGGAAUAUCCCAAUAGUACAAAACCAGCAGAAGCGUAUCACACGAUCAGAAAAUCGGACCAUGUCGAGUGUUCGUUGUGUAUUCUUUAGGUUUAGUAGUCACUGAACUUACGCAUCUGCCUGUGCUUAAAAUCUUCUCGUACCCGUAUUUAAGUGACUUUUGGUCAUUCUGUGCCAGUAACUUGAGCAAACUUUGGGUACAGACCUUUCAAGUUUUGAGGUGCUGAUAUCGUAAGGUCCAGAAUGCCCUUAACAACGUAAUAAGUGGAGAGAGCAUUAAUGCCAAAUUGUGUUUACCUCUCCGCCGAAAUUUCCAAUCAGCCAAGCAACCAGCCGGGAGUAAAAAACUUGUCUAGUAAACCGGGUUUUACGGACCUAGGCUACCAGUUUACCAUUCUGCACUCUGUUUCAGUCUCGUGUAUCUCCAUUCUCAAUGUCCUUAUUGCCAUGGCUGCCUCCAGUUAGAUUGUGAAACCCUGAAACGAUGCCCGCUUACAUUCAUUUCGUACCUCUAAAUCGCGUAGUCCGAGGACCAUCUGCCCAGUUGUUGAAAUGAAAGGGGAAUCAAGCUUGUAGCAGACGCUGAUGUAUUCUCUUUACGUUCAUGGCUUUUGUGGUUUGUAGGGCGUUCUUGCAGAGUUGCGAAGAGCGAUUUUACCGCGCGCCUUCGAGGCACGAGACGAGGCGGUUUCUCGUCCCCUGAUUCGGCCUUGUAAUCGCUCUCUCCUCUGGGAUAUCUCAAUCCCUUUGGGUGAGCAGUUUUUUUCAGUGUACAGAUACCAGCAGUAGCAAGCCAACAGGAGCUUUCUGGCGUUGCUGUGCCGCUUGCGCUUAUUGUUCCGUGCUACUAUUUUUUUCUAACCUUGUGGCACUCCUAUUUCUGUUGACAACCAUUAAAUUUUAGCAUACAGGCCGAAGUUAGUUAGUAGAGUUAAAGCUCCCAAUAAUUAUGUCUUACAUAGUUUUGUAUGAUUGAUUGUAUGUUUAGUAGUGUACCACUUGUAACCUAACAAAGUGGCGUAUCCUUUGCAUUAGUAGCUUUCUUUUUUCUUUUAUUGAUACUCCAACAAAUUUACACAUAAUUU